Messenger RNA from Neodiprion virginianus, 2265 nucleotides. RefSeq lists its product as uncharacterized. Gene Ontology annotation, molecular function: DNA binding; DNA-directed DNA polymerase activity; nucleotide binding. The coding region runs from base 1 to 2265 and encodes 754 amino acids. Gene Ontology annotation, biological process: DNA replication. The record is from RefSeq and is a predicted model, not a curated record. NCBI's taxonomy places the organism in Eukaryota, Metazoa, Arthropoda, Insecta, Hymenoptera, Diprionidae. The transcript has a single exon.
AUGUAUCCACGAUCCCGAUAUAUCGACGACUGUUCCGCUUGCGGGCUCGUACGUGAGUUCGUUUUCAGGAGGGAACCGGUGAAGGAGUUGGUAGACUUUGCUACUUGGGCCGUUCAGGACUUUGCUCGCAUCGUAUGCUUUGCGCACAAUGCAAAAGGUUUUGACGCACAAUUCAUACUGCGGCAUAUGGUUGAGCGGGUUGGAAACCCGCCGCAGGUCAUCCUAAGCGGCAGUAAGAUCAUUAUGCUCGAAACGGGUCACACCCGAUUUCUGGAUUCCUUAGCAUAUAUGCCUAUGGCAUUAUCGGUGCUACCGAAGGCUUUUGGACUACCGACUACUUCCGUGAAAGGUGUAUUCCCCCACCUUUUCAAUACCCCUGAAAACGUGGGUUACGUGGGACCGCUCACCGCAGCGAAGUUUUACUCUCCGGAUACCAUGAGUAGCGAUGCGCGAGCAGAGUUUCACUUAUGGUACGACGAAGCUGUAGCGAACGACCAUCUGUUCGACUUUGACGCGGAAUUGUUGUCGUACUGUCGGUCGGACGUGGACCUGCGACGUGCGUGCGUAGCAUUUAGGGACAUAUUUCUGGAGUGCGGCAGAGUGUGUCCCUUUACCGAGAGCACGACAAUUGCCUCGGCUUGUUUGGUACUGUUCCGUAAAAAUUUUUUACAACCGGAGCGAAUAGGUAUCCUGCCACCGGGCGGCUAUUGUCUUGCCGAUGCCCAGUAUCGUAAGGCUCAGGAGUGGUUGGCCGUGAAAGAGCGCGAGCUGGGUAUUGACAUCAGCCAUGCCGGAAACGGACGUGAGUUUCGGAUUCCAGAGACGGGUCGCAAGGUGGACGGAUACCAUGUCGCGGGCGACGGUACCCGACACGUCUACGGGUUUCACGGUUGUUUCUGGCGCGGCUGUCGAAAAUGUUUACGAAUCAACCGCGAUAGAUGUAGCGUCAACGGCGAGACGUUGGACAGGCGUUACGAGGAAACUCGUGCAAAGAUCAGCCGUAUGCGCGAAUUGGGUUGCCGCGUAACGGAACAGUGGGAAUGCGUGUUUGAUCGGAGCUUGAGGGAGAACGAGGAGAUGAGGGAGUACGUGGCAACACACCCGCUGAUCGCUGGCACUGCCACGAGCGAAGCACUCAAUCCGCGUGAUGCGUUCUACGGUGGUCGAACGGGGAACGCUUCCCGAUACUACGAGGUGAAAACAGAUGCAACGGGCAACGCGUACGAGGAAAUACGAUACGUCGAUGUUUGCUCGUUGUAUCCGUUCAUCUGUAAGAAUGGAAGGUUCCCUGUUGGCCAACCGACGGUCUACGUUGGAGAGGAGUGUAAGCUCUUGACACGGUCAAGUGGUUGCGACAUCACGCGAGUUAAGGGGCUCAUCAAGUGCCGAGUUUUACCGCCUCGCAAUCUUUAUCACCCUGUUUUGCCGGUGCGCAUGCAUCGUAAACUCAUGGUUGCCUCGUGCCGCUCAUGUUGUCAGAGUUUGAACCAGGACGAGUGUAGACAUGAUGACGAGGCUGCGCGAGAAUUCGAGGGCACGUGGGUGUCGAUCGAAUUAAAAAAAGCCGUGGAAAUGGGAUACAAGAUCAGGAGCAUACGCGAGAUCUGGUCGUAUACGGUGACAUCGUUUGACCCGACUACUCGUCAAGGUGGGCAUUUCGCCGGCUAUAUCGACACCUUCCUCAAGAUUAAGCAAGAGGCAAGCGGCUGGCCUGCUGAAUGCGAGGACGAGCCGGCUCGAAUGCGCUACCUUGAUGAGUACGAGCGGGUCGAGGGUAUACAGCUAGAUGGCGACCAUAUUGCUAAGAAUCCCAGCAUGCGAUCAGUUUCCAAAUUAUGCUUAAAUUCGUUUUGGGGCAAGUUCGGGCAACGCGAGAAUCUGGUAAAAACAGAGGUUAUAAAGACGCGUCAGCAGCUGCUCGAGCUUUUGACCAACCCUGAAGUCGAGGUGUCCGGUUUGCUGCCCGUGACCGCCGAAGUGUUGUACGUGCGUUGGUCACACGCGCAACACAGCGUUGAACCGUCAGCGCUGGCAAACGUCGUGAUUGCCUCGUACACCACUGCCCAGGCUCGGCUGAAGCUCUUCUCGUUCCUUGAGAUGCUCGAUCGGCGCGUGCUCUAUUACGACACCGAUUCAGUAAUUUAUACCCGAAACCUCCGCAGGCUAAACGAGUAUGAACCUCCCACAGGCAACUUUCUUGGCGACCUGACGGACGAGUUGGCGUCUUACGGCCGUGGGAGUGUUAUACGCGCUUUCGUCUCGUGA